AUGGCUUCCAGAUCAGAGGAGGAUCUCUGCUGUUCCGUCUGUCAGGACGUCUUCAGAGAUCCUGUCGUUCUCUCAUGUAGCCACAGCUUCUGUAAAGACUGUCUGCAGAGCUGGUGGAGACAGAAACCAACACGAGAGUGUCCAAUAUGUAAGAGGAGAUCUUCAAGGACAGAUCCUCCCUGUAACCUGGUCUUAAAGAACAUGUGUGAGUCCUUCUCACAAAAGAGAGGUCAGAGAUCUUCAGAGGAUCUCUGCAGUCUGCACUCUGAGAAACUCAAACUCUUCUGUUUGGACCAUCAGCAGCCAGUGUGUGUCGUCUGCAGAGAUUCAGAACAACACAUAGACCACAGAUUCAGACCCAUCGAUGAAGCUGUCCACGAGCCCAGGAGGAUUCUUCAGGAAACUCUGGAGCCCUUGAAGGAUAAGUUAAAUGUUUUUGAACAAGUUAAAGUGGAGUUUCAUCAAACUGCAAAACACAUUCAGGUCCAGGCCCGACACACAGAGAGGCAGAUUAAGGAGCAGUUUAAGAAGCUUCACCGGUUUCUAGAAGAGGAAGAGGAGGCCAGGCUGUCUGCAUUGAGGGAGGAAGAGGAGCAGAAGAGUCAGAGGAUGAAGGAGAAGAUGGAGGCUCUGAGCAGAGAGAUAGCAGCUCUUUCAGACUCAGUCAGAGCCACAGAGGACGAGCUGAGAGCUGGAGACGUCUCAUUCCUGAAGAACUACAAGGCUGCAGUGGAAAGAGUCGGGCUUUGCCUCCUGAUAGAGGAUCCACAGCUGCCCUCAGGAGCUCUGAUAGACCAGGCCAAACACCUCGGCAACCUGAGCUUCAACAUCUGGAACAAGAUGAAGGACAUGGUCUCCUACAGUCCUGUGAUUCUGGACCCAAACACUGCUGGUUCUAGACUCAUCCUGUCUGAAGAUCUGACCUGUGUGAGAUUAGUAGAGAAGCAGCAGCUUCCUGCUAAUCCAGAGAGGAUUAAUCCUUCCACCUCUGUCCUGGGCUCUGGGGGCUUUAACUCAGGGACUCACAGCUGGGAUGUCGAGGUUGGAGACAGUACAGGCUGGAUAGUGGGUGUGUUAGCAGGGUCUGUUCAGAGGAAGGGAGGCGUUUUUUCUUCAUUAUGGGGAAUAGGGUUCUAUGAAGUUCAGAAGUUCCAGAGGAUCAGAGUGAGUCUGGACUGGGGCAGAGGAGAGCUGUCGUUCUCUGAUCCUGAUGCUAACACACACAUACACACCCUCACACACACUUUUACUGAGAGGAUGUUUCCGUUCUUUGGUAGUAAAAAUAAUCUAAAGAUGUUACCUGUGAAGGGACAGUGGAGCGUCUAA
Molecule: messenger RNA, 1326 nt
Organism: Notolabrus celidotus (New Zealand spotty)
Lineage: Eukaryota; Metazoa; Chordata; Actinopteri; Labriformes; Labridae
Product: tripartite motif-containing protein 35-like
Exons: 3
Coding region: 1-1326 (441 amino acids)
Molecular function (GO): zinc ion binding
Source: RefSeq, a predicted model, not a curated record